Messenger RNA from Chaetomium globosum CBS 148.51, 687 nucleotides. RefSeq lists its product as uncharacterized. Bases 1 to 687 code for a protein of 228 amino acids. The transcript has 3 exons. The record is from RefSeq and is a predicted model, not a curated record. Lineage: Eukaryota; Fungi; Ascomycota; Sordariomycetes; Sordariales; Chaetomiaceae.
AUGGCCAGGCUCCUUCGGGUCCUCUGCGGCCUGCGGCAAGCCGCAACGCAACAUCAGCGGCCCUGCCAUUUCGAUUCGCGCUGUGCCGGCUAUUUCUUCCUCGCGCUUCGGCCGCCGGGGUGCCAAACCCAACCCGGGUGUUCAAGCUUAACUGGGCAUCUGGCGGUGGCCUCGUCGAUAGACGAGGGGGCGUUAGAGGUCAAGGCACCACAGCCGGGCGUCGUCGGCUCCUCUGCAUUUCAUCGCGAUAAUGGUCCGGUCUGGGGCCCUAGAUUUGAUGCUCGCAUCGACAAGCACUUCUUUGGAGACUGGCCCAAGAAGUACGGCAUGGACAAGGGGUUGCACACCUGGAUCGACUUCUGCCAAAGUGGCUGGCGGAGGACAUCUGUUGGCUUAAGUACAAGGCCAUGCCCGACGCACCUCCUUUCAAUGGCGAAGAUCGAGACUUGCCGCUGCUCGAGAAAACACUCGCCGCAAUGUCGCGGGCCCACCCCCGAACCAUCCCGGAAGACAUUGUGUCACGGUUAUGGCCGCAUGCAGCCGGCCGGCGGGGUACGCUGGCAAUACUCCGAACCAAUCAUUAAGAGUAAGCACGUGGCCAAUGGAUGGGCAAGCACCGAGGUGCUCAGGGUGCUCAGGGCCAAGACCCAUGAGCAACCUGAGCAAAGGAAGUUAGUCAGUAUAUAG